AUGUUCACCUUCAUAGCGCUACUCGUCCUGGGGACACUCCCGAAGCCUAUCCUCAGAGUACAGCCAGACUCUGUGGUUGCCAGGCAGACUAAUGUGACCUUCAUGUGUGAGGGGAUCACAGGAACGAAAGAGUAUAAUAUCUCCAAAGAUGAUGGUAACUACACACAGUUCAUACAGUUUCUACAAAAGUCUCAAAAUACGGCUGAAUUCUCCAUCUCAAAAAUUGAGGAGCAUCACGCAGGGCAAUAUCAUUGUUGCUAUAAGACCCAUGAUGGAAAAUCAGAGUGCAGUGACUCCAUGGAGCUGGUGGUGACAGGAGCCUACAAUAAACCCAGUCUGUCAGUCCAGCCCAGCCCGAUAAUCACUGAAGGAGGGAAUGCCACUUUACUGUGUGACUCAGGGCAGAAAUGUCACAGACUCAUUCUGACUAUGGAAGGACCACAGAAGCGAUCCUGGAUGCUGGACCCACAGUAUAACAACUCUAUUAAGCAUUUCCAGGCCCUGUUCUCUGUGGGUCCUAUAACCUCCCGCCAAAGGUGGACAUUCAGAUGCCACAGCUUUCACAGAAAUAGAACACAGGUGUGGUCAGAACCUAGUGACAUCCUGGAGCUCGUGGUCUCAGGGACCCUCCCCAAGCCCAUCAUCAAAGCUGAGCCAGGCACUGUGAUUGCCUACAAAAGCUCUGUGACCAUCUGGUGUCAGGGGAGACUGGACGCACAACUGUAUGUUCUGCAUAAGCAGGGAAGCCCAAAACUCUGGGGCACAGAGUCCACAGAGGAGUUUGGGGAAAAGGCCAAAUUCUUCAUCCCUUCUGUGACAAAGGAACAUGUAGGACAAUAUCAGUGUUACUGUUAUACCUCAGCUGGCUGGUCAGAGCACAGUGACACCCUGGAGAUUGUGGUUACAGGAUUCCUCCCCAGUAAACCAAGACUAUCAGCACUGUCAGGGCCUGUGGCAACCUCAGGAGGAAGCAUGACUCUCCAGUGUGUCUCCGAGCAUAGAUAUGAUACGUUCAUUGUCACCAAAGAACAUGAGAAGUUCUCCAGUUCCCUGGACUCACAGUAUAUACACACUAAUGGUCACUUCCAAGCCACAUUCUCUAUGAGUCCUGUUACACCAGCCUACAGAGCGAAAUUCAGAUGUAAUGGUUACUACAAGCAUAUCCCAAAGCUGUGGUCAGUAUCCAGUGAUCCAUUGGAAAUACAAAUCUCAGGGCUGUCAAAGAAGCCGUCUUUGCUAACUCAUCAUGGUAGUAUCUUGGAUCCUGGGAAGUAUCUCACUCUGCAGUGUUGCUCUGACAUGGACUAUAGCAGAUUUUUUCUGCACAAGUUGGGGGAAGCUCACUUCAUCCAGAAGAAUGGCCAGAGGACCCGGGCUGGCCUCUCCUUGGCCAACUUCACACUGGGCUCUAGGAACAGCUCUACUGGAGGCCAAUACAGAUGCUAUGGUGCACACAACCUCUCCUCUGAGUGGUCAGCCUCCAGUGACCCCCUAGACAUCAGGGUCACAGGACAGCUUCCGUUCACUCCUGUCCUCUCAGUGAAGCCUAAGUCAACAGUGCAUCCAGGACAAAAUGUGACCUUUCUAUGUUGGUCAACAUACCCAACUGACACUUUCAUUCUGCACAAGGAGGGAAAAAACCAUCUACUCAAACAACUAAAAUCAAAGUUUCAAGAUCGUCGUUUCCAGGCAGAAUUGUCCAUUAUUGGUGUGACCUCUGCCCUCUCAGGAAAGUACAGGUGCUACAGUUCUCUUGAGUCAUCUCCCUACCUGCUGUCACAUGGCAGUGCCCCUGUGGAGAUCACUGUCUCAGAACAAACGAAAGCCUCCAGCCUUCCACCCUUCAAGCCCAUGGGAGCCUCCAGCCUUCCACCAUUAAAGCCCAUGGAAGCCUCCAGCCUUCCACCCUUCAAGCCCGGGCAAACAGCUGGACUUGAAAGUUAUCUGAAAGUUCUGGUUGGCGUGUCUGCGGCCUUCCCCCUGUUCCUAUUCAUCCUCAUUUUCCUCCUUCUCAGACGAAGGCAACAGGGCAAAGUCAGGAAGCAAGCUCAGAAAGAGACAGAACUGCAACUUCCUGCAGGAGCUGCAGAACCAGUAGCCAGAUCAAACCUAGAUGCCACCACCCAGGAAGAAAUCAUUUGUGAGAAAAAGAGGGUCCCGGGGAUGGAGAGAUGUUUUGAUGGAGAACACAAAGCCUGA
Mesocricetus auratus (golden hamster) is the source of this 2199-nucleotide messenger RNA. RefSeq names its product leukocyte immunoglobulin-like receptor subfamily B member 3. The transcript is spliced from 12 exons. The coding region runs from base 1 to 2199 and encodes 732 amino acids. Gene Ontology annotation, molecular function: inhibitory MHC class I receptor activity. The record is from RefSeq and is a predicted model, not a curated record. NCBI's taxonomy places the organism in Eukaryota, Metazoa, Chordata, Mammalia, Rodentia, Cricetidae. Gene Ontology annotation, biological process: cytokine-mediated signaling pathway.